This is a messenger RNA of Rhipicephalus microplus (southern cattle tick), 11092 nucleotides long. RefSeq names its product plasma membrane calcium-transporting ATPase 3 (gene PMCA). The record is from RefSeq and is a predicted model, not a curated record. Gene Ontology annotation, molecular function: P-type calcium transporter activity; ATP hydrolysis activity; ATP binding. Gene Ontology annotation, biological process: regulation of cytosolic calcium ion concentration; calcium ion transmembrane transport. NCBI's taxonomy places the organism in Eukaryota, Metazoa, Arthropoda, Arachnida, Ixodida, Ixodidae. Gene Ontology annotation, cellular component: plasma membrane; intracellular membrane-bounded organelle.
CACAUGACUAGUCGCAAGAGAUCAUUCAGCGGUGUGCAGAAGCUUUUUUGGGAGAGGGGCGACGCGUUUGUGUGCACUGGUUGAAUCUAUUUAUAGUGUCAUCAAUACUGGAAAAUUUGGGAAUACAACGGGACGACAAACAAAAAAGCGGCUCCUCAUUCGACCGGACCUCCAGAUGCGACGGGGACAUUACAUCCAUGGAUCAGACAAUGCAAUCACUGAUGCGGCUCUGACAGGGAUGAUUGGUGCGACGGCAACAGUCACAUUGGCCUUUCCACUUCCGAUUCGGGCUUCCCCAUGAUCAGCUCAUCUACCUAUGAAGAGGUAGCGCUCAUUGACAUAUUGAUGUUCAAGAUCUCUCGGAAACCAACCUGUGUGAUAAGGGGAGAAUUGAGGAUAACGGAACUAGAGAUAGGUCCACUGGGGCAUGAUGAUAAGCAGCAUCUUCAUCCUGUGAUAUAAGCUUGUCCUCUGCGGAGGAGGCGCAGACUGGUGGGGGCAUGGCGACGGUGGAGGGUCGUCCGGCCCAGUAUGGGGUCACAGUGCAGCAGCUGCGGGAACUCAUGGAGACCCGCGGCCAUGAGGCCAUUCAGCGGAUUCAGGACGAGUACGGGGGCAUCCAGGAACUCUGCAGGAAGCUCUACACCUCACCCACCGACGGAUUGAGUGGAUCUGCGGCGGACCUGGAGCACCGGCGGGCGACGUUUGGGGCCAACUCGAUCCCGCCCAAGCCUCCUAAGACGUUCCUGCAGCUGGUAUGGGAGGCACUGCAGGACAUGACGCUCAUCAUCCUCCAAGUGGCCGCCUUUGUCUCCCUCGUGCUUGCUUUCAUUGAGCCCGAGGACCACGACGCUGGGCCGCAUGGCAAGCCAAAGGAGCCCGGAGAAUCGGAAGCUGGGUGGAUAGAAGGUGUAGCUAUUCUAGUGUCUGUAGUAAUCGUGGUUCUAGUGACUGCAUUCAAUGACUACACAAAGGAGCGGCAGUUUCGUGGACUCCAAAACAGGAUAGAGCAGGAGCACAAGUUUGCUGUGAUUCGGGGUGGUGAAGUGCACCAGAUCGCCGUGACGGAAAUUGUCGUCGGCGAUAUCUGCCAAGUCAAGUAUGGUGAUCUUCUGCCUGCGGAUGGAAUCAUUAUACAGAGCAAUGACUUAAAAAUAGAUGAGAGUACACUAACAGGCGAAUCGGAUCACGUCAAAAAGGGAGAACACACAGACCCCAUGUUGUUCUCGGGCACGCACGUCAUGGAAGGGAGUGGAAAAGUUCUGGUGUCUGCCGUCGGCGUCAACUCUCAGGCAGGCAUCAUUCUCACUUUGCUGGGAGCUGCCCACACAGAGAACAAAGAGCAGAAGAAAAAGAAGAAGAAAAGUAAAGACGCUAAGAAGGGUCAUAGAAAGAAGAAAGGGGAACCAGCAUGCUACGUCGAAGCUGGCGAAAAGGAGUUGUCGCCACUCACCCUGCCCGACCCAAAUGGUAGUGUAUGCCUCACCAAGAACGACCACCAGACGGACGAAGAAGCGGCCAUGUCUGGGAACUCGCACUUGGGCAACAUCACUGCCAACACACACGUGGAACCUGCCCGCGCGGAUUCCAUUGUCGCUGCCAGCUCUCCGGCUGAAGACAGCAAUCCCCGCAAAGAGAAGUCUGUGCUGCAAGCCAAGCUCACAAAGUUGGCCAUCCAAAUAGGAUAUGUUGGAUCCACAAUAGCAGUGCUGACAGUCAUUAUUCUGGUGGUGAGGCACCUGAUUGAGGUGUUUGUGGCGGAGGGUCGCCCCUGGAGAAGCAGUGACACCCAGCACAUUGUCAACUGUUUCAUCAUAGGCGUCACGGUUCUGGUGGUGGCUGUCCCAGAAGGUCUUCCAUUGGCUGUCACUCUCUCCCUCGCCUACUCUGUAAAGAAAAUGAUGAAAGAUAACAAUUUAGUACGCCAUCUAGAUGCCUGCGAAACGAUGGGUAAUGCAACGGCAAUUUGCUCGGACAAAACCGGCACAUUGACAACUAACCGCAUGACUGUGGUGCAGAGCUACAUCUGUGGUGUUCUACAUAAAUCAUCACCGAGAUAUGAAAGCCUUCCAGCUGUUGUGGCUGACAAGAUUCUGUACGGCAUAUCAGUCAACAGUGCCUACACAUCAAGAGUUAUGGCUGCCGAGAACCCGGGCGAACUUCCAAAGCAAGUGGGAAACAAGACUGAGUGCGCCCUGUUGGGCUUCGUGCUUGACCUGGGCAAGGACUACCAGAGCGUGCGGGACGACAUCCCCGAGGAGAUGCUGCACAAGGUGUACACCUUCAACUCGGUCCGAAAAUCCAUGAGCACAGUCAUCCCUCUCGAUGGUGGCCGAGGAUUUCGCGUCUACACCAAAGGAGCGUCCGAAAUCGUCAUGAAGAAGUGCAGCUUCAUCUUUGGAGCCAACGGUCAACUGGAGAACUUUAGGCAAGAGGACCAGGAUCGCCUGGUGAGGUCAGUCAUCGAGCCGAUGGCAUCGAAUGGGCUGCGAACCAUAUGCAUUGCCUAUAAGGACUACAUCCUGACGGGGUCAAACACCAAGGCCAACGAGGUACCAAUCACGCAAGAGCCCGACUGGGAAGACGAAGACAAUAUUGUGAGGGACCUCACUUGCCUCUGCGUGGUUGGCAUUGAAGACCCCGUACGCCCCGAAGUACCAGAGGCCAUUCGCAAGUGCCAGCGAGCGGGCAUCACUGUUCGCAUGGUCACUGGGGACAAUGUCAACACGGCGCGUUCCAUUGCACUCAAGUGUGGCAUCAUCAAGCCGGGCGAUGACUUUCUUGUUCUCGAGGGCAAGGAGCUCAACCGGCGGAUACGAGAUUCUAGUGGCGAGAUACAACAAGCGCUGCUGGACAAAGUUUGGCCGCGCCUGCGGGUGUUGGCUCGAUCGUCCCCACAGGACAAGUACAACCUGGUCAAGGGAAUCAUAGAAAGCAAGGUGCGCGAAAACCGAGAGGUCGUCGCUGUCACAGGCGACGGCACCAAUGAUGGGCCUGCCCUCAAGAAGGCAGACGUGGGGUUUGCCAUGGGUAUUGCCGGCACAGAUGUGGCGAAAGAGGCCUCCGACAUCAUCCUGACCGAUGACAACUUCACCAGCAUCGUGAAGGCCGUGAUGUGGGGGCGGAAUGUCUAUGACAGCAUUGCCAAGUUCCUUCAGUUCCAGCUCACUGUGAACACAGUGGCUGUCAUUGUUGCCUUUACGGGUGCCUGCGCCAUUAGGGACAGCCCCCUGAAGGCGGUGCAGAUGCUGUGGGUGAACCUUAUAAUGGACACCCUGGCGUCCCUGGCACUGGCCACAGAGCUGCCCACAUCCAGUCUGUUAUUGCGCAAGCCCUACGGCCGCACAAAGCCACUCAUCUCGCGCACCAUGAUGAAGAACAUCCUGGGGCAUGCCAUCUACCAGCUCACCGUCAUAUUCCUGCUGCUCUUCCUUGGCCCAGAGAUUUUCGACAUCGACCCUGGCAUGGGCGUGCGUCUCUCAGAGCACUUCACCAUCAUCUUCAACACGUUUGUCAUGAUGACCCUGUUCAACGAGGUUAAUGCCCGCAAGAUCCAUGGGGAACGCAAUAUUUUUGAGGGCCUCCUAACCAACCCCAUUUUCUAUAGCAUUCUGAUCAUCACUGCAGUUGCUCAGGUGAUAAUAGUGCAGUAUGGUAGCGUGUUUUUCCAAACAAAGGCCCUGUCCCUGGACCAGUGGCUGUGGUGUGUGUUCUUUGGUUGUGGCACACUGGUGUGGGGCCAGCUUGUGACCACUGUGCCGACCAAGCGCAUCCCCAAGACCUUCACCUGGGGAUCUGGCGCACCGGAAGAGAUGAACGCCACGGCCUCGCUCGUCGAGGACGGCAGUUCCGGCUCCCUCUCGCAGGAUGUCAAGCGCACGGGACAGAUUCUCUGGAUACGGGGACUCACCAGGCUGCAGACACAGGUGAUUGGAGGAGAGUUGCAGGAUCGAUUGAUUCCAGUUCCCUACAGCAAGAGUGCAACAGAUCAAGCUGCCUAUCAUUCUGAUGUUUUGGCGAAACAAAUCCGAGUAGUGAAUGCUUUCCGCAGUAACUUAGACGCUCGCAAUAAUCCUGCCUACCAGACCGCGCUCCUACGGAAGGCGUCAGCAGCGUCCCCAUCGGGCACCGGCUUUGUGCGGUCUCAGCUGCACUCACAGCCGCACACGUCGGCCGCUGCGGGACUCUCCUCGCCCAAGGAAGAGACGGCGGCCGCCUCGUCGGUGGCGGCACCUAGUGCCGCCGCCCCUGCCUCCUCGCCCCCGGGCCGGGAACCUCAGCAAGCGUCGUCGCCGCCAGGUGGCCCCAAGGAAGGCGACGCGACAUCCAAUCACAGUGUCGAGACUGCCGUGUGAAAGAGAAAAAAAAAAAUAACGAGAAAAAAAAAAGUGGCCGCGAGAUCGACCCUUCUUCCUCCAUGCCCAUGUGUUUUUGGACGCGCACGCUACCAUGUGACGAUGACGCCGUUUUUUCUCUCUCUGUCCCUUCUCUGUCUCCCGAUUUCCCGUUGAUCGCGUAUUGCGCCUUAACGGCGUUGCUUUCGAGUGUAACGUUGUGUGUGUGUGCCUGUGUCUCCAAUCGCCCGUUUUUCCUUUCCACGCCGCUGCAGCGCAUUCACUUUGACCGCGGGUGAGAUAUCUCGAAUGCACACAGCACACGUUCCCCUUACACCCCCCUUGCCUCGACCCGUCGCCUCCUCCCAUUAUUACCGUUACUUCGCGCACCUGUCGGCCCGCUCGCCGAACCUGGCUUCCUCGGCCACAACAUUUGAUUCAGUCGCACUUGCGAGAAGCAGCGCCCUUGUCUUGUAUGUGUAUGUGUCGGUGUCUAGGUCUGGCUUUUUAUGCCAUUGAAUGAAGUUUAGCCGAGACGUGCAACGGAGAUAGAGCGAAGUGCGUGCAGAAGAGAAAAAAAAAUGUAGCAGAGUAUCUUCGGAGACUCUUGUCUCUGCUUCCAUUCGCUCUAUUUUCCCCCGCCACGUAGCACGGGCCCGUUAAGACAAAAAGUGCAGUUUCACAGUCUUUUUCGUUCUUUUUUUUUGUUUCCUGCCACUUCACGUAGCUCAAAGUUUGUCGCGGUCUUAUAUUCUAUAUCGGUUAUGAACCGACCUGCGAGCGUCGGUAGCACGGGUUGCGGCACCGUAGUUCAGUCACUGAGCGGUUGUUGGCGGUUUGUUGGCUCGUGGGGCUGAGUGGUCGCUGAUAAGAUGGAGGCACGUUGCCACGGCAACCUGGAUGCGCCCGGUGUCGCCCCGUCAAUCAAAGCGUUGAUGAAGGCGCUCGGUGUUAUCGUUGCCGAAACGAAAACUGAUCGACGACGUGGAAAUAUUUUGCAGUGUGUGUGUGUGAUUGAGAACGCUAGCAGAAAAAUGUGUCUUUGUGACAAGGUUUGCCUGUGAGAGAGAGAGAGAUAGGUCCGUUAAGUUUGUGCAUAUUUUAACGCGGGGCAGCGCUCUGGAGGAGCGUUAGAGAAACGUAACCGAGAAACGCUACACGAAUUGUGCGAGUUUUUUUUUAUUACUUUUCUUUAGCACAGGUUACUUACCCUUUCACACGCUUAUUCUGUCAGCAGUGUGUUCGUAAAGUGCUUUAAAUUGUUCUACUUUCAUUCCUUCGCAUUUCCCCCAUCCCUCUCUCAUUCAUUUUGCUUGCGAAUCAAAUUGUGACAGAGGACUUCUUGUACAACACGAUUGUUAGUUACUUCGCAGUGCUUGCUGAAUUGUAUGUUAGUCGUAUACAAAUAUAAAUACUAUACAGAUUAUAUAAAUAUAUAUAUAAAUAUAUGAUGAGCAUUUAUUUUAGCAUUACAUUGCAAUGUCGAGAGUAAGUAGGGGAAAGAGGGGAGAGUGCGCAGUUUCACGCAUUAAAAAAAAUACUAGUAGCAAAGUUUUUUCAGUACUUCGUCGGAGCUGGCGGUAGCAGCGGAAAACGCAUAGUAGCGGCCGCGCAGGUUAAGCAAAACAAAAAAAAAAUGGCUCAAGCUGUCCCCGCCUGGUCUCCGUGCGUGUGGCUUUUGUUGGGCUUGGUAGAUUUGCACGUUGCCGCAGUUGUACCUUGUUAUAGAGAGGCAUGCCAUACCCUCCGUACAACUCCUCCUCCCUACCUCGUCACACCCCACUCCGAAUUUUGCAAAAGGGUCUCGUUGACGAAAGUCAAUGUCGAAUGCUGCCCUCGCAACUGAAAACAGCACCUCGCGUCCCCGAAGAAGCAGUGCGUGAAUGAGAAGUUUUCCGAGCGUACGCCUACAACCCUCCCGUCUAAGAGUUGUAACAUAACGGAGGCGAUCGAUUACGCGUACAAAAAGACGAGAAGCGUCGGAAUUGUGUGAAUGUUUUUUUGCGUCCCGCGUCACUCUUUGCCUUACACGACCUCGCGUGUCACGUGGUUCGCGCGGCUGCGCCUAUUGGCUGCGAGUGAGCGGAGCCCGUGACGUGUCCCGCACAUUCUUCCCGUAGCGCCCCCUGUUCCCUUCUUUCCGCGUUACCCCUUGAUCUACGAGAGGUUGAAUGACACACACACACCCUCCUCCUUCAAGUAUCGAGAGAUCUUCAUUUUUUUUUCUUGGUGUUCAAAAGGAACACUAAUGCAAGGUGUGAAAGCUGCUGUUGAGAAAGAAAAAAAAAAUGCUUCGUCAACAUACCAACUUCCUUUCCUUUCAUUUUCCUUACACGUAUCUAUGGCAUAUACAUAUAUACAUAUAUAUAAAUAUACAUAUGCGAUAUAAAUAUACUGAGAGAUAUACAUGCCUAGCCUUCCUGACCUAACCCGCUCUCUUAUAACAAGAAAGUGUCUCUUUUUUUGUCACUUCGAGGUAAAAAUCAAUUUGGUCGGCAACGCUGGCGCCAGCUCUGUCUGCACUUGUACAACGAAUACGACGGGGUUUUUUUUUUCACGCGUUUAGAAGUGUCUUGGUGAAGAAGAAAAAAAAAACGCUUUUCGUUUUUCACGCAAUGCAUGGUUCGGUUUUGUUCGUAUAACAAAUGCUCGUUUUACCUCAAUUUCUCCGCCUUUGCUUGCGCUACCAUCUAUUUCUCUUCGUUUUCACUUCCGUACGCUUCCUAACAAAGAAUUGUUGAAGAAAAAAAAAACAGAAUAACUUGCGCAGGGAUGAGCGUGACGUCUUAGACUGAAGUAGUCCGUAGCACCACAUUAAAAAGAAAAAAAAAACACGAAACAAUCGACAGCGGAGACUAGGUGAAAUACGUUUCGUGCUCUAUGUCCGAGCGUUUUACGCCACUCAUGAUGCCUCGCAUGACUCGCUUUCACUCGAUCGUAGUAGUUUUGAUGACUCAGCACAAUACCCAUCGUUUUCGCGACGCGCAAGAGACAAAUGCGGAUUCAUACUCAAUCGCCAUGAAGCUCACUUUUUUUUCCUGUCCUUUUGUAAAUCGAUGCGUGCCUUCUGGGGUUGCGCACUUUCUCAACGUAUCGGAGACAGGGACGCCAAAGAACGACAUCGUCUCGAAUAACGUUAUGCAAAUUAACGCCUAUACCCCUUGAGCUUGUUUCGAGAGAUGUCGGCUCAGUUUUAGAGCAAAAUUGUUUGGACGUAAUGCGUUUUCGUGCCCUCAAGUCUUUUCAGUACUCCCCCCCCCCCCUCCUGUCCCUCCCCUUACUGCUUUUCUUGGGGUGAGCGUAUAGUCUUUUUUUUGUUGUGUAGACGUUUAUUUAUGGUUGUCAUGUUGUAGCAAUAUAUUUCACUAUCGCACGUGCACGCCACAAUCCACGAAUGCUUUCGGUGAUCCGCACUCGUUCGCGCGAGUAUUUUGCGUCAUCAUCGACCUUUUUGAUAAUUUCCAAGCGGCCCAGCGCAAAUAUCGCCAAUCGCGAACUGUGCCCCUCUUGGUAGCUUAAUCUUAUCGCAGUCCUCGAUUCGGGGACUCGUUGGAUCCCUAUAAUUUUCUUGUGCGCUGCCUUUUUUUUUUUUCAUACGUGCAGCCCCUUUCAGAGUAUGACGAUCGCGUGUAAUUGGCAGCGAUUAUUCUUUCAUACGUGCAAAAGAUGCAAAGAAAGCGGGGAGGCAACAGGCCGGCAACUUCCGCAGUGGGAGGUCUCGACGCCUGUCUGCGUUUCGGGAAAGAAAGGAAAUGGAAUCAAACGAAAAAAAUGACGGGAAUCACAGGCAGGAUUGAAGUGGGAACGUAAAGGAAACUCAAAAAGCCAAAUUGGUUUCGUGCAUAAAAGUUAGAUAGGCCCUGGCGUGUCGAGCAGCACGUCCCUUACAUAAGUGAAGUGAGAAGCCGCGCACUUUAAUUUCGAUACUAUCUUUAUUCCUUAAUUAGCUAAGCAUACGCCGCCGAAGAAGCGUAGACGCUUCAAGAUGGUCGCAACGUAUCCUUCACCUACCGAGCAUUGACGAGAGAGAAUGACCACAGUAACGAUAGCGACCAACCGCCCUUCUACGAAGGCGCAGUCUUUCGCCGACCGACCGUUCGGAGCUCGCUCGCGCUGGUGGCAAGAACGGUUUUCGAGCCUCGCAUUGAGAUACAGCGCUGCUGAAAGCGUUAAAAAAAUUUACAUCUGAGCUUGAGAGUGGUUGAGGGCCGGUUGACGUGUAAUAUGUCAUUAUGCAAAAAAAUUUCUCCCACUUUGACGAGUGGCUGAACGUCUCGGAAGGAGUCCAGUUUCAACGCGUGCGUUUCUUUGCGCCGUACUUUUUUUUUUUUUCACACUGGCUGUCUCCGUUAUACGUUUCUCAUACGCCACUCGUUGACGUCGUGGGCAUUCUGCUCAGCUUGUUGGUUACAUCUAUAGGUAUAUAUAUAUAAUGCAUGUCUUUCUUUCCAAAUUCGCACGUUCGAGACGCAAAGCGUGCCUUGGCCACCGUAGUACUCUCCACUUCGUCGCGUGAAGUUCGAAAUGAGGCAAAGCGCGGGAAUAUAGCGUCCUUCCACACGGGCUUAGACCGGUGCAGAAGUUUCAAAGCGCGGCUAUGCUUACGGAGUCGCGACGAGGGAAGGGGGUCAUCGGCAACCGGAGGUAGUACCAUAUGUAAAACUUAAAUGAGAAGGGGGGAGGGGGUACAGAGGAUAUUCAAAACAUACGUGUUGCAGUUGAGGAAAAUGCUCGUUUUGCGCACAAUUUUAACGCUUCAACACUUCGCACAAGCAAAGGCUAACCAUUAUACUAUCUAAAGGUUAGGCGCGUACCGUCUGGAAAGCAGUUGGGGGUAGUCUAACACUCGCUCCCGUGUAUGUCGUAUUUCGCACUUCGUUACGCAGUUUUUCGAUUUUUCGCGUGGCGACCCAAUCUCGCUCAGCGCCGCUUAUGCGUGUUCAUUUCGUACGGCGUGAAUCAGACUUGCCUAGAGUGAUCGAGUGGCUGGUAGAUUGCUGCGCGACACGUUCCGUGCAGUGUGUAGGCUGAACAUGCGACAAUGACCAGGUGACGGCCCUGACUGGUGCACGAAAGACGGCCGUUAAAAUCGGCUGAUUUGAUCAGUGUAGACAAGUGUGGCUAGCGUGGUACAUGACAAGGGUAAGCCACUGAACAGCACUAAGCAAAGAGUCUCCUAUAGCGACCGAAUUUCAGUAGAUAAUUUGACGCCAAUGACGACUAACAUUCGAUGCCUUGUUUGGAUCGCGUGGCCCGGACAACUUGUCUUCCGUCGCCUAUAUUUCUGGUACGAACUUACUCUGCACGCCUCACCCCCUUGAGUAUCGGUGCCCUGUGGCUGAGUUUUCUGAUUGCACGGUUAUCGCGCCCCAAACUUUAAGCGCGAACGUCCGCUGUUUCCAGUGUUUACAUUCUCUCGCACCUAUGUUUAUACGUUUGUGUUUUUUGCCCUGCACGUUCGCCUUUUGUCCGUGUUUGUUUCCGAAGUCAUUGCCUGGAAGUUUAAAAGCAUGCGUCACAUGGCGGCUGAAGUCGUACGUUUACCUGCAUAGUUUCGUAUUGCUUGUUUCGUAUAGUUUCUGAGUGACGUCAUUGCACCUUGCCGAAGAGGCCCGUAGGUGGGAGGAAGCGCGGGCGAUCUAUUUAGUGUCUAGACUUCACGGUGAGGCUAUAAUAUGCGCUUAGACGACACCUCUGGGCGCACUUUUCUCACGUUCUGCGCGGUGGUGGAGUUUUCAACCGUGUCGCAAGUCCCUUUUGGGGGGCGGGGACGCUUUUACAGUCAAAAGGGGGUCAUAUCCACAAACACACACUCACACGCCGCGUAAAACUAUGCGUAAGCUAUUACCGUUAUUAUUGCCAGUUGCUGUUGACUGUUAACGAUCGCGCCAGAUUUUUUUUGUUUCUUCUUUGGCUGUUGUCUUCAUUUUGCUAACCUUUCUUUCUUGUCCUUUUUUUCUUCUUCUUCGAUCUCGUUUGAAGAACCAACCUUUCCGUAGAUUUCCCUUCGCGCAGGGCUUCUGGCCGUAGGGGCGGGUCGGGCUACGAUAUCACUAAAGCUAUCUCUAGCAAACUGUAGGCAUCUUCGAUGGUCACGGUACCAUUCUAGGGCCCAUUUGAAACUUUUUAAAUGCUACACACAAUUGUGGUGUUAGGAGCUAGAUGUAUAUCGCCUUUUAAGUGUCUGACGUCCAUUGUGGUCAAGUUUUGGAAAGUCUGGGUGAACAUCGUUUUUUUUUUUAAAUGGUAGAACUCGCACGACUGCAAUCAUCUGCAAAGCAAACUCGAUUCACUCCUCCUGUUAAACCUGUUUUUGUUUUUGCACCGCGAGAGUUCUAUACACCGAUCUGCCUGCUGAGUGCUUGUGUGACGACCAUAUUGCGCGUUAAUGUUCGUUUCGUCAAAAUUGUCAUAGUUUUUUUUUUCUUCUCUUGCGUGCCUCUUGUUGAAACGUUGCUUUGCUUUCCUCUAUGAGCACAUCAUGAAGUGAAUGUUCUAGAAAUAAAAAAAAAUCGGAAGUCUUGAAAAAUAUGUAUAACACCUAGUGAGACGUAAAAAAAAAGAUCUGUGUGUUAAUUAUACUGAAUGCAUGCUCGCACUUGUUUUCAGGGGUAAUUUAUGCAACAACUUAUCAGUGGUACGUCGCGGCAAGUGCUUUGCAUUUGAAACAUUCUGCAUCAUAAUGACCGUUCAAUGCCAUUGUAAAUGAAUCAUCAACUUCAUCUUCUGUUGCGAAAUAAAGUUACCCAGCUCUUGUC